Messenger RNA from Mandrillus leucophaeus (drill), 5984 nucleotides. It is a transcript of the gene PPIP5K2, whose product is annotated as diphosphoinositol pentakisphosphate kinase 2. Bases 571 to 4407 code for a protein of 1278 amino acids. Gene Ontology annotation, biological process: inositol phosphate biosynthetic process; inositol metabolic process. Gene Ontology annotation, cellular component: cytosol. The transcript has 33 exons. Gene Ontology annotation, molecular function: inositol hexakisphosphate kinase activity; diphosphoinositol pentakisphosphate kinase activity; 5-diphosphoinositol pentakisphosphate 1-kinase activity. Lineage: Eukaryota; Metazoa; Chordata; Mammalia; Primates; Cercopithecidae. The record is from RefSeq and is a predicted model, not a curated record.
GACGGAUCGUUUGGCUCUUGCCGGAAAUCGUUCCGCCCGGUGAGGUUUCGGCGUGAGACCCGAGGAGGGCGGGGAAGAGGCGUGACGGAGAUUUCUGAGGUGUAGUAGCCUGAGGUACCCCUAUGUGGCCCUAUAGCUGUUACUGAAGGAAGUAGCCUACGUCCACGCCUACAACUGAAGUAACUUGACGAACACCUCACCCCUGCCUCCGGGAUGAAAGUGGGUAACCUAGACCUGAAUGGGCUUGACCAUCUCACAACUGCUCGCGUGACGACCGCAUUCGUGGCAGGUAAGAAGAUUGCUGUAUCAACUCAAGAAAGCAGUAGCCUCACUGUCUUUGUAUUUUGAAUUGCAACAACUUUGAUAUCAACAAUGAAGCAAUGAUAUCUAAGAACAAAAGAGUAUUUGCCAACAGUCAUCAAAAUAUCAAGUGAUUGUAUAAGCAGAAACAAGCUGUCGCAGACCUGUGUGUUAGCUAAUAUAUGGAGAAUGCUUUCUUCUGAUGCUAUUUACUUAGAGGCAGUUCUAAUAUAAAUCAUUUCAAUUAUAUCUACAUCAAAUAAAAUAAAAAUGAGUGAAGCCCCCAGAUUCUUUGUUGGACCAGAAGAUACAGAAAUAAAUCCUGGAAAUUAUCGACAUUUCUUCCACCAUGCAGAUGAAGACGAUGAGGAGGAAGAUGAUUCUCCACCAGAAAGGCAGAUUGUGGUUGGAAUAUGUUCCAUGGCAAAGAAAUCCAAAUCCAAACCAAUGAAGGAAAUUCUUGAACGGAUCUCCUUAUUUAAAUAUAUCACAGUAGUAGUAUUUGAAGAGGAGGUUAUUUUGAAUGAACCAGUGGAAAACUGGCCUUUAUGUGAUUGUCUUAUUUCUUUCCAUUCUAAAGGAUUUCCACUGGACAAAGCGGUUGCCUAUGCAAAACUCAGGAAUCCAUUUGUAAUCAAUGACUUGAAUAUGCAGUAUCUCAUACAAGAUAGGAGAGAAGUAUAUAGUAUUCUUCAAGCUGAAGGUAUUUUACUUCCUCGUUAUGCAAUUUUGAACCGUGACCCAAAUAAUCCCAAAGAAUGUAAUCUGAUUGAAGGGGAAGAUCAUGUAGAAGUAAAUGGGGAAGUUUUUCAAAAGCCAUUUGUAGAAAAGCCAGUCAGUGCAGAAGAUCACAAUGUUUACAUUUAUUACCCAACUUCUGCUGGUGGUGGAAGUCAAAGACUCUUUAGAAAGAUUGGCAGUAGAAGUAGUGUUUAUUCUCCAGAAAGCAAUGUACGAAAAACAGGCUCAUAUAUAUAUGAAGAGUUUAUGCCCACAGAUGGUACUGAUGUUAAGGUUUAUACAGUGGGUCCAGAUUAUGCCCAUGCUGAAGCUCGAAAAUCUCCAGCACUUGAUGGCAAGGUGGAACGAGACAGUGAAGGAAAAGAAGUAAGAUAUCCUGUUAUUCUCAAUGCACGAGAGAAAUUAAUUGCUUGGAAAGUCUGCCUUGCUUUUAAGCAAACAGUUUGUGGCUUUGAUUUGUUACGGGCCAAUGGACAGUCCUAUGUCUGUGAUGUCAAUGGCUUCAGUUUUGUGAAAAAUUCCAUGAAGUAUUAUGAUGACUGUGCAAAAAUACUUGGAAAUAUUGUAAUGCGAGAACUGGCUCCACAAUUUCAUAUUCCGUGGUCAAUACCCUUAGAAGCUGAAGAUAUCCCAAUUGUACCAACUACAUCUGGAACUAUGAUGGAACUUAGAUGUGUCAUAGCUGUUAUACGUCAUGGGGAUCGAACACCAAAACAAAAAAUGAAAAUGGAAGUGAGGCAUCAAAAAUUUUUUGAUCUUUUUGAAAAAUGUGAUGGAUAUAAAUCAGGGAAAUUAAAACUCAAAAAACCAAAACAGUUACAGGAAGUGCUAGAUAUUGCACGACAGCUUCUUAUGGAGCUGGGACAAAAUAAUGAUUCUGAAAUUGAAGAAAACAAGCCAAAACUUGAACAACUUAAGACUGUAUUAGAGAUGUAUGGUCAUUUUUCUGGAAUAAAUCGUAAGGUUCAGUUGACCUAUCUCCCUCAUGGUUGUCCUAAAACAUCUAGUGAAGAGGAGGACAGCCGAAGAGAAGAACCAUCUUUACUUCUGGUUCUAAAAUGGGGAGGUGAAUUAACUCCUGCAGGCAGGGUCCAGGCUGAAGAACUUGGAAGAGCUUUCAGGUGUAUGUAUCCUGGAGGUCAAGGAGAUUAUGCAGGAUUUCCUGGUUGUGGUUUACUUAGAUUACAUAGCACCUACAGACAUGACCUCAAAAUAUAUGCCUCUGAUGAAGGACGAGUCCAGAUGACUGCAGCUGCUUUUGCAAAGGGGCUUUUAGCUUUGGAAGGAGAGCUUACGCCCAUUCUUGUUCAAAUGGUGAAAAGUGCAAAUAUGAACGGUCUUUUGGAUAGUGAUAGUGACUCUUUGAGCAGUUGUCAGCAACGUGUGAAGGCAAGGCUUCAUGAAAUACUUCAGAAAGACAGAGAUUUUACUGCUGAAGAUUAUGAAAAGCUUACUCCAUCUGGAAGCAUUUCUCUUAUCAAAUCAAUGCAUUUAAUUAAAAAUCCUGUGAAGACCUGUGAUAAAGUUUAUUCCUUAAUUCAGAGUUUGACUUCUCAAAUCAGACAUCGAAUGGAAGAUCCCAAAUCAUCAGAUAUUCAGCUUUACCAUAGUGAAACAUUGGAGCUUAUGCUACGUAGAUGGUCCAAGUUAGAGAAAGACUUUAAAACAAAGAAUGGAAGAUACGAUAUUAGUAAAAUCCCUGACAUAUAUGACUGUAUAAAAUAUGAUGUCCAGCAUAAUGGUUCCUUGAAAUUAGAAAACACAAUGGAAUUAUAUAGGCUUUCAAAGGCAUUAGCAGAUAUUGUUAUCCCUCAGGAAUAUGGUAUAACUAAAGCUGAAAAACUGGAGAUUGCCAAAGGCUACUGUACUCCUCUGGUUAGAAAAAUUCGCUCAGAUCUUCAGAGGACACAAGAUGAUGACACUGUAAAUAAACUUCAUCCUGUGUAUUCUAGAGGUGUUCUUUCUCCUGAACGUCAUGUUCGUACUAGAUUAUAUUUUACUAGUGAAAGUCAUGUACAUUCUUUGCUGUCUAUUCUUCGCUAUGGUGCCUUAUGCAAUACCAAUGAUUCUCAGAAUGAAGAUGGAGGAAUGGUGAAGGAGAUGGAAUCAAAGGAUGAACAGUGGAAAAGAGCUAUGGAUUAUUUAAAUGUUGUCAAUGAGCUCAACUACAUGACUCAGAUUGUUAUCAUGCUUUAUGAGGAUCCUAAUAAGGAUCUUUCCUCAGAGGAACGCUUUCAUGUUGAAUUACACUUUAGUCCAGGAGCCAAAGGUUGUGAAGAAGACAAAAAUUUACCAUCUGGCUACGGAUAUAGACCAGCUUCCAGAGAGAAUGAAGGCAGGAGACCUUUUAAAACUGAUAAUGAUGAUGAACCACAUACUUCUAAAAGAGAUGAGGUUGAUCGAGCUGUGAUAUUGUUUAAACCAAUGGUAUCAGAGCCAAUUCAUAUACACAGGAAGUCUCCACUUCCAAGAUCUAGGAAGAUGGCUACAAAUGAUGAAGAGAGCCCCCUGAGUGUGUCUAGCCCAGAGGGUACUGGUACCUGGCUGCAUUAUACCAGUGGUGUGGGUACUGGGCGUCGAAGACGCAGAUCAGGGGAACAAAUCACUUCUUCCCCUGUCUCCCCCAAAUCAUUGGCUUUCACAUCCAGUAUUUUUGGCUCAUGGCAACAGGUUGUAUCUGAAAAUGCUAAUUACCUGCGAACACCGAGAACUCUUGUGGAACAGAAGCAGAAUCCUACUGUAGGGUCUCACUGUGCGGGCCUGUUUAGCACCUCGGUGCUCGGGGGUUCUUCAAGCGCACCUAACCUACAGGAUUAUGCUCGUACUCAUCGUAAAAAGCUGACCUCUUCUGGCUGCAUAGAUGACGCCACACGCGGUUCUGCUGUUAAAAGGUUUUCUAUCUCAUUUGCUCGACACCCAACCAAUGAACACCUACACCUCUAUAGGUGCUGGUCCGUUUCCUCUGUGGAAUUUCUAGGCUCCAGUGGCUUUGAAUUGUAUUCCAUGGUGCCAUCUAUUUGUCCUCUAGAAACUCUUCAUAAUGCCCUAUCUUUAAAGCAAGUGGAUGAAUUUCUUGCUUCCAUUGCUUCUCCAUCAUCUGAUGUUCCACGGAAGACCCCUGAAAUUUCCUCUACAGCUUUACGUUCCAGUCCAAUAAUGAGAAAAAAAGUAUCUUUAAAUACGUAUACACCUGCAAAGAUCCUCCCAACACCACCAGCUACCUUAAAGAGUACUAAAGCAAGCAGCAAACCAGCUGCAAGUGGACCUUCUAGUGCAGUUGUUCCUAAUACCUCAUCUCGGAAAAAGAGUAUAACUAGCAAAACAGAAACGCAUGAACACAAAAAAAACACUGGGAAAAAGAAAUGAAAUCUUAGCAGAAGCUGGAACUUUUUAUACUUAUAAAAAUAGUAUGUUCUUAUGUUUCUCCUUAUGCAUUUAUGUGUUCACUUAAAAAUGUUUUUAAAUCUAAGGGUUUCUUUGUUUAUAUUCAGGUAAGGAACUUUUGUCAUGAUCUGGAAAUGUUUAAAACAAUGUUUGUAGGCAUUCUGUGAGUAGCAAAACUUAUAGUGAUAAAAAUUGAUUGUUGUUAAUAUGAUGUUUACCAUGUGCACAUAGUAAUGAAAAGGAACAUAAAAGCCCAGCAGGCUCGUACCAAAGUCACACCAGUAAUGCUAUGUACUGCAGAGUCUGAUUAGAUGGCCUUUGUGCACACUUUUAUAUUCAUGGGAUUGCAUCUUAGCUGUAAAAACUUCUAGGUUGAAAUUUGAUAGCCAGGGUUACAUACUGGGGACUUUUAAAGUAUCUUUCCAGAGAGAUUUCAUUAACUGUUUAGAUUAGAAUAUCUUUCCCAAUUGUUACAGUGACAUAUAUGCUGCAAUAUUUAACAACUGGAGUAUUAGCCACAUGGGCUAAUUUUCAAUCUGUGUUUUGAAUUUUUUUUAUUAUAUGUUAUUUAAAAUAUUACAUAUGCAGCUGGGAGAACUACACCUUUGUGCACAUAGAUUUAUAUAUUAAUUUGUAGAAAAUAUUUUCUUUAUAUAUUUCCUUACCAUACAAGGUGCCUUGUUCAUCAGGAAAACUUUUGUUUCAUAUGUUGACAAGAAAGGCACCUUUAGAGUUUCUUUUUAAGUAUAGUUGACAAAUGUAUAAAUGUUACAUUUAUUUUCAGAGUUCUUUUUAGAUCUAAAGAAGUCAGUUCAAAAAUGGAAAUCAACAAUGUUAGGAGAAAUCUGAAUUCUGUUAAGUUAGUACAUAUUAUGUAUAGCAUCUGUUUUUAACCAUUUCCAUUCUUAUCCCUAGUGUAUCAGUUGAUCACACUAAGAAAGCUUAAAGAUUGAGCAUUUGAAAUAAAUGCUGUUUAUAAAUGAUUAGAUUUUUGAAGGGAUAUUGAAAUCAUUGUGCUGUGAUUUCAUCUAUGAUAUGAAAAAUAAAUUUAUUAUCCUUGGUGCUUUUCCCCCCAACCAAUGCACAAAUAAUUGUGAACCACUUGAAAUGACUUAAACUGGUAAUCCAAAUGGGAUAAUCUGAUAAGAAUUUCAUGCAUUGCUAGUUAAAUAACUUAAAUUGCUAAAGCUUUAGCUUGAAACUUACGUUUAGAAAAACUAUAGAUUUCCCAUGGUAUGAAUAUAACUAUCGUAAUUCUUCAAAAGAGAUUCUUCUCACCUUAGUCAUAUAUGAAUUAACUUAUAGGAAAUAAGCAUACUAUAUGUUAGCUGUUUUAAAAGGUACCAGAUGUAAGAGUUAUAAAUAUAUACAAUUAAAGAAGUUCAUGUACUUCACAUGAAUGUAAAUGUGUUAUAUGGAGACAUGUCUUGUAAACAGUUGAAUGUAUGUAAGUUUUCUGUUUGUGAAAAUGUAGUUAAUGUACUCACUGUGGAGGUAAUAAGGAAACGACUUUUUUUUUAAAGUGGAACCUAAUUAAAAUAUUUCCAGAAUCAAAGAGA